AUGAUUUUGAUUGUGUUUUCGCUGCUCUUGCUGCUGCGCUUGUCGUCGAGCGGCAGCCCCGACAAACCGUCGUCGGCGGCUUUUGAGGUUUUCAAUCCCACUCUCGUCGCCGCUGCGGGAGGAAGCAGGCGUUUAUUACUCCGCGACAAUAACGAAAAUAAAAUUCGGUAUAUGGAUGCAAGUUCCAGAGAAAGACAAGACCGAUACGAGAGAUGGAUGAUGAAUAGAAAAAACAGGCAAAAUGAAAAGAAGAAGAAGGAAGCCGAGGGCGACGGCCACGAGGACAAACGGAGGAUGCGAGAGGAUGAAUCCAGAUCUCGACAAAUGAUGUUACGACGAGAACGGCAGAGGAACCCGGGUUUUGAGAAACUCGAGUUGCAACGCCAAGCGCGGUCGCAGACGAGACUCGAACAUAUCAAAAGAUGGCAAGACUUGCGGGAAAGCAGAAAUUACGCGGUAGAACACGAAAACAUGCAAGCGAGAAGAAGAAGGGAAGAGAUGAGAAAGAGAAAAACGACGCGAAAAAAGACGACGAAAGAACUCGUGGCUGAGUGGGAACGAAGAUAUUCGAUGGCAGAGAGAGGAUGGGCGAGAGAGAGUAGAAUGUUGCACACGAAAUACGGGGAUAUGUAUCGAGACAAUUUAGGAGUGAAUAGUAACACAGAUAGCGAGAAACCGGUGAUGUUCGUUCACAUAUCGAAUUCAGGGGGUACGGCGGCGUGUAACUCGGUCUCUGGCGGCGGAGUGCGAACAACAUUCGAAGGGAAUUGUAACUUGAUGUGUAACAUGCCGUGGCAUUGGUCGAGAUACUAUAAAGGACCCGGCGAGUGGACCGAAGAAGAAAUGAAGACGUUAGAUUCGUGCGACCAGAAGGAUGAACACGUGCAAAACAUGAUGGUGGACGAACGCGAUUGCGAAGCGAUGGCGGAAUACGCGAAAAAGUGGAAAUUUCGCGUUCUAUUCCGCGAGAUGCUUUUAGCGGAAACCGGCGAGAAGGCGAAUGAUUUUACCAUUUGUCCGCAAUUUCGAUACGUGAUGUUUUUCAAAGAUCCGUUGAAAAGAUAUAAAUCCGAAUUGAGCAUUCGACACGGAUUCGACGGCGUGAACGCGACGAAAAGAUUUGUCGAAACAUCCUACGCCGGUGUGAAUAAAGGUGAACGCGCGUGGUUCGGACCGAGCUUAUUGAAUUUUCGAGAAAAUCUCGGUCACAUCAUGCCAGGUACUCCCGGUAUCAACAAUUUUGUCACGCGAACGUUGUUAGGUCCGGAUGUUUACACGCUGCCGCCGAAGAAAAUCACCGAAGAACAUCUCAAUCGCGCGCGAGCAAUCCUCUCGAAGUUCGAAGCGGUGAUACCUUUGGAAAAAGCGUUUGAGUCGUACACCUGGCGCAUCUUCGCUUCGCUCUUCCCGGAAGUCGGCGAACGGCUUUUUUAUAAAACCAAAGCGCAGCUUUGGUGCAAACACGCCAACGUGAAAAAUGUCAAGCACAAAGAUAACAUCGCAGGCGACGAGAAAUUGCACAAAAUGAUCGAAGAAAUGAACACCAUCGACACAAAACUGCACUCGGAAAUCACCGCGAAGUACGAGAAGCAAAUGGAGAUGUUUUACGAGCAACACCCGUACGAAAACAAGAGACGCCUAAAAACGUUGCCGACGUGCGCGGAAGCGAGAACGCACUACCAUAAGCCUUCUUCUUCGAGACCGGAAGCUCUCCAUCGGACGAGUACUACGCACGCGAGACCGGCGUCGUUAAAAACGACAAAAACGACGGAAACGGUUUCCGAUGAUUCGGUAGAAAAGAGUGGGGGUAAAAUCAGCAUCUCUGGUCUCCUCGGAUGA
Molecule: messenger RNA, 1839 nt
Organism: Bathycoccus prasinos
Lineage: Eukaryota; Viridiplantae; Chlorophyta; Mamiellophyceae; Mamiellales; Bathycoccaceae
Exons: 1
Coding region: 1-1839 (612 amino acids)
Source: RefSeq, a predicted model, not a curated record